AUAUAAUAAUGUUACACAGUGGUUACAUGUCUCCGGAAUAUGCUCUAGAAGGAGUUUUCUCUGUCAAAUCCGAUGUAUUUAGUUUUGGUGUUGUUCUACUUGAGAUAGUAAGUGGAAAAAAGAGCACACGAUUUGCUCAUUCGGAUCCACCCUUGAGCCUCCUGGGUUAUGCAUGGAAACUUUGGACAGAAAACAAGGUGUUGGAAUUAAUGGACCAGACUUUGAAGGAAAGUUGCAAAGAAGAUCAAUAUAUUAAGUGUGUGAACAUUGGGCUCUUAUGCGUACAAGAAGAGCCAAGUGAUCGGCCAAACACGUCAAACAUCGUAACCAUGCUUGACAGUCACUCUGCAACCCUUCCAUCUGUCAAACAACCAGCCUUUGUACUCGGAAGAGGAUAUAGUAAUACAGCUUCUUCCAGUAAGCCUGAAACGAAUAAUGAAAUAAGUUAUAUCGUGGAAGAAGGUCGAUAGUGUGCCAGGAAGGAGGAUCCAACUGAUUCUUCUUUUUGGUUAAUGUACGUAAGAAGACUUUGAUUUCUCUUGCUUAAGUGUUAUGGUUUGUCUUGAUAAUUUCCACUGUAAUAUUUUGGUGCACAUUUUGUGUGCAUACAUACGAUUACUCUUACUUUAUAGUGUAAUUUAUAUUUAAUUUUUGUUUUGUGUAUUUUAUAGGGUUUCCUUUUAAAUAUUGUGAUUUUAAAGUUUAGAUUUAAAUUUUUUUUUCUUUCUUUCU
Humulus lupulus (European hop) is the source of this 732-nucleotide messenger RNA. RefSeq names its product G-type lectin S-receptor-like serine/threonine-protein kinase At4g03230. Gene Ontology annotation, molecular function: protein kinase activity; ATP binding. The record is from RefSeq and is a predicted model, not a curated record. Gene Ontology annotation, biological process: protein phosphorylation. Bases 9 to 470 code for a protein of 153 amino acids. Lineage: Eukaryota; Viridiplantae; Streptophyta; Magnoliopsida; Rosales; Cannabaceae. The transcript is spliced from 2 exons.